AUGACGAUUGAUAAGUCUUGGAUUUCUUGGAGAAAACGCGGUAAAGAAUAUUGGGAUUGUCUACAAGUAUUUUUGGCGAUGGCUUCAAAUUAUAAGAAUUCUGAUGGGAAAAUUAGAUGUCCUUGUGUUAAGUGCUUAAAUACUCGAUUUGAGCCUUUAAACAUUGUGGAAGCGCAUGUAUUUGAUUGGGGUUUUGAUAAUGGUUAUCAAAAGUGGAUUUACCACGGGGAGUCAGAAACAGAAGUUGUUGCACGGACGGAAGUUGUUGAGCAUAUUUUAGAUGAUGAAGAUGACGAGAUGAUUCCCAUUGUUGAAGAUUUCAUUCGACCAACAACUGAAGAUGUUCAACGCAAUUCUGAUUCUUUUCAAUAUUACGACGAGUUAUUUGAAGAGAUUGAAGCUGAAUUGUAUCCUGGAUGCCAUUGGAUUUCUUCACUUAACUUUCUAGCAAAGUUAUUGCAUUUGAAAGUUCGUGGAAAAAUUCCUAUCGGCGUAUUUGAUGAAUUAUUAAAAUUAUUGAAUCUUGCUUUUCCGAAAGGAAAUAAAAUUCCAUCGACAUACUAUGAGGCUAAAAAGAGACUAAAAAAAUUAGGUUUAGGCUAUGAGUCUAUUCAUGUGUGCGAGCAUGAUUGUUGCUUAUUUUAUAAAGAGCAUGCCACUAAAGAUGCUUGUCCAAUUUGUGGAACUAGUCGAUGGAUUACUUCAACAAAAGCUAAUGGAAAAAGGGUGCCACGUAAGGUGUUGCGCUAUUUUCCAUUGACACCUCGGUUGAAAAGAUUAUAUGGUUCAAGACAUACUGCAAAACACAUGGUAUGGCAUCAUACUGGAAAAUCGAAGGAUGAACGAGUGAUGCGUCACCCGGUUGAUGGGAUUGCUUGGAAGGACUUUGAUGCUAAACAUCCUGAUUUUGCCAGUGAACCUAGAAAUAUUCGCUUAGGUUUAGCUGCUGAUGGCUUUAAUCCAUUUGGCAACAUGAGCCUAGCAUAUAGUAUGUGGCCUGUCGUGUUAGCAAACUAUAAUCUUCCACCUUGGAUGUGCAUGAAAGACAAUAAUUUCAUGUUGGCCCUACUAAUUCGUGGACCAAAAUCACCAGGAAAAGACAUGGAUGUUUUUCUAAGACCAUUGGUGGAUGAGCUGAAAGAGUUGUGGGUUGAUGGAGUUGAUACGAGAGAUUGUAGGACAAACACCGUGUUCAAGUUGCGUGCAGCCCUUUUAUGGACUAUUAAUGAUUUUCCUGCUCGAAGUAGUUUGUCUGGAUGGAGUGGUCAAGGAUACAAGGCUUGUCCAACGUGUAACGAAGACACUUCUUCGAUACGAGUGAUUGGUAAGACAUCAUAUGUAGGUCACAGAAGAUUCUUGCCCAGUAACCAUCGAUUUAGAAGGGACACCAACUUUGAUGGAGAAAUUGAAAGAAGACAUCCACCAAGACGUUUUACUUGUGAGGAAAUUCUCGAACAAGUAAACAAACUUGUGCCACAAGUUCCUGGAAAACAUGACCAAUUUGGUGGUGUAAAACGCAGACGAGUUGCAGAAGAUCAAAAUUGGAGGAAAAAAAGUAUCUUUUAUGAGCUUGAGUAUUGGUGGUCAAAUACUUUGAAACACAAUAUUGAUGUGAUGCAUGUUGAGAAGAAUGUGUGUGACAGUCUGUUGGGCACAAUCUUGGACAACGAGAAAUCAAAGGACACAACUAACGCAAGACAUGAUUUGAAGAAAUUAGGAAUAAGGGAAUGGAUGUGGAUUUAUGAAGAUGAUAAUGGCAAGUUAAUGAAGCCACACGCCCCUUACGUCCUCAAAGCUGAUGAAAAAUUGAAAUUUUGUCAAUUUAUCAAGGAUGUGAAGUUUCCCGAUGGAUUUUGCUCAAAUUUGAAGAAGAAAGUGAACAAUGAUUUAUCAAAUGUUCUUGGAUUGAAGUCUCACGAUUGUCAUGUAAUUAUACAAAGAUUAUUGGCAAUUGGUGUUCGUAAGUUUCUCCCUAAAGAUGUAUCGACAACUAUUGCUGAAUUAUGCAACUUUUUCAGGCAAGUAUGUUCAAGAACUAUAAACUUUAAAGAUAUGGAGGAAGCACAAAAAGACCUUAUUUUGAUAUUGUGUAAGUUGGAGUUGAUUUUUCCUCCAGCUUUUUUUGAUAUCAUGAUUCAUUUGGUCUUACAUUUGCCUGAAGAAGCAAUUUUGGGUGGACCUGUGUUUAUGAGAUGGAUGUACCCUUUUGAGAGGUACAUGAAAAAAUUGAAGAAUUAUGUUGGAAAUAAAGCUCGUCCUGAAGGGUCAAUAGCUGAAAGCUAUGUUGCAGAUGAGGCAUUGACAUUCUGCUCUAUGUAUUUUAAGGGGGUAGAAACCAAAUUUAACCGACUUGAUCGCAACGAAGAUGAAGUGAUUCCUAGAAUUCUUACCGUCUUCCAAUCACAAUGUCGUCCCUUAACAAGAUCAAAUAUCAUGCCUCUAGACAGAAAGACUCGUGAAAAGGCUGAGUGGUUCAUCUUUGACAAUUCACCUGAAAUCAGACCAUAUUUAGAGUAA
Molecule: messenger RNA, 2517 nt
Organism: Cannabis sativa
Lineage: Eukaryota; Viridiplantae; Streptophyta; Magnoliopsida; Rosales; Cannabaceae
Exons: 1
Coding region: 1-2517 (838 amino acids)
Source: RefSeq, a predicted model, not a curated record